Geodia barretti is the source of this 601-nucleotide messenger RNA. The record is from the annotation of a GenBank genome assembly. NCBI's taxonomy places the organism in Eukaryota, Metazoa, Porifera, Demospongiae, Tetractinellida, Geodiidae.
GUAUUCAGGAAAGAGGAGUAUGAAACUGAGGGCCAGCAGUAUGUGGAUUUAGAACUUUUUCUAUUGGGGAUUCAGCAUCCAGAUUGUCUACCUCUCUUAAAGAAGAACCAUGUAACUUUGGAAAUUCUUUUUACUAUGAGAGAACAAGACUUACAACAGAUAGGUAUUCUCGAGGUUGCAUUGCAGAAGAAAAUUUUGGCAGCUGUUGCAAGCAUACAUAGAAAGGAAUGGGAUAUGCCACAAAACACGACACAUGUGCUUAGCUCGUCAGAGGCAGUGAUGGCAAUGUCUCAUCUAAAAAAACACAUUCAAUACUUGCAAGCAACUUGUCAUUUAUUGAUCAAGAGCAUGAACCAUAAUCACUCCACUUAUUGGAGAAUGGACAGUGCAAGUACUCAAGAACUAUUUUGUGAAGCAAGGAAUCUUGAUAGCACUGUUUCAGGAUUGCAGAAAAAAGUCUCUCAGCUAAAGGAUGAAGUGCAACGUGUUGCAGAUAGCCAGUGCAGUCGAUCAAGAAAUACAAGACAUACAGUUGCAAUUAUGUGUGUAACGUGUUUCGUCUACUUUGGGUUUUAUCUGUGGUGGAAGUCAUGAUCCUUUC